Rhea pennata is the source of this 2651-nucleotide messenger RNA. It is a transcript of the gene NDRG4, whose product is annotated as NDRG family member 4. Gene Ontology annotation, cellular component: cytoplasm. Gene Ontology annotation, biological process: signal transduction; positive regulation of ERK1 and ERK2 cascade. Bases 125 to 1336 code for a protein of 403 amino acids. The record is from RefSeq and is a predicted model, not a curated record. The transcript is spliced from 17 exons. NCBI's taxonomy places the organism in Eukaryota, Metazoa, Chordata, Aves, Rheiformes, Rheidae.
GCCUGGCUCCGGCUCUGGCACCGGCUCCGGCACCGGCACCGGCUCCGGCUCCGGUUCCGGCUCCGCUCGCUCCCCGCGCCGGGGCCCUCCGCGCCCCCCCGGCCGCCCCCCCGGCCUCCCCGGGAUGAAGGUGCUCCGGCACAAGAUAGAGCUGCUGACAGGGCUGCUGCUGCAGGAGAUGACCAUGGCGGGGCUGCACGAGCUGCGCUUCACCGAGGAGAAGCCGCUGUUGCGAGGCCAGGAUGCUGAGCUGGAGAACUCGGACGUGUUCCUGUCCACCGUGGACACGGACUGGAAGGAACAUGACAUCGAGACGCCCUACGGGCUGCUGCACGUGGUCAUCCGGGGCUCCCCCAAGGGCAACCGCCCGGCCAUCCUGACCUACCACGACGUCGGCCUCAACCACAAGCUCUGCUUCAACACUUUCUUCAACUACGAGGACAUGCAGGAGAUCACGAAGCACUUUGUGGUGUGCCACGUGGACGCGCCGGGCCAGCAGGCAGGAGCCUCGCAGUUCCCCCAGGGGUACCAGUACCCGUCCAUGGAGCAGCUGGCUGCCAUGCUGCCCAGCGUGGUGCAGCAUUUCGGGUUCAAGUAUGUGAUCGGCAUCGGCGUUGGGGCAGGAGCCUACGUGCUGGCCAAGUUUGCGCUCAUCUUCCCCGACCUGGUGGAAGGGCUGGUCCUCAUGAACAUCGACCCCAACGGCAAAGGCUGGAUCGACUGGGCGGCUUCCAAGCUCUCGGGCCUCACCAGCACGCUGCCGGACACGGUCCUGUCCCACCUCUUCAGCCAGGAGGAGCUGGUGAACAACACGGAGCUGGUGCAGAGCUACCGGCAGCAGAUCAGCAGCGUGGUGAACCAAUUCAACCUCCAGCUCUUCCUCAACAUGUACAACAGCCGCAGGGACCUGGACAUCAACCGGCCCGGGACUGUGCCCAAUGCCAAGACGCUGCGCUGCCCCGUGAUGCUGGUGGUGGGAGACAACGCGCCCGCCGAAGAGGGGGUGGUGGAGUGCAACUCCAAGCUGGAUCCCACCAACACCACCUUCCUGAAGAUGGCUGACUCCGGUGGGCUGCCCCAGGUCACCCAGCCCGGCAAGCUGACCGAAGCCUUCAAGUACUUCCUGCAGGGCAUGGGCUACAUCGCCCACCUGAAGGAUCGGAGGCUGAGUGGAGGCUCAGUGCCCUCGGCCAGCAUGACCCGCCUGGCGCGCUCCCGCACGGCCUCCCUCACCAGCGCCAGCUCCGUGGACGGCGCCCGCCCGCGUGCCUGCACCCACUCGGAGAGCACUGAGGCCAUGGGGCAGAUCAACCACACCAUGGAGGUGUCGUGCUGAGGCCCGUGCCCGCCGCCCACGUCUCCUCCGGAGCCAUCUCCCGUCCGUCAGCAUCCCGCCAGCCCCCGCCUGCCCCGGCUCGGCCGCCCUCCGCCCGGGCCCGUCGUGCCCUCGGGGCGGAUUCGUCGUCUCGGCCACCCUCGGCCUUUUCCCCCUCCUCGCCGGCACCGGAGGCCUCCCACGGGUGUUCUGCGGGCGUGGGGACCCCACAGUGCCUGGCUUUGCCCGCAGGUGGCCAUGGCAUGGGCCAGCUCCCCGCCGUGUCCCCCAGCUCCCCCCUGCCCCCAGCAUCUCGCCCACGCACCGAGCGGGGCAUCUCUCAAGGGCUCAGCUCCCCCGAGCCCCAGGCCCCGCAGCCAGCCACCGGCUCCGGAUGCCUCCCGCUCGGCACGGAGAGCCGUGUCAUCCCAUAAUGCCUCCACGGGCCGCCUGGCCUUUGCCACCGGCCCCAGCCCGCCCCGCGGGCCACCGAGCGCAGCUCCUCCCACGCCUGCCGCCAAGGAGCCCCCCGCUCGGGGUGCGCGGGGGGGAGCCACGUCCUUGCGGGUGCUGCCACGGGGGUCGAGCAGAACCGGCCCAAAACCCAAGCAGCUGCAAAGCAUCUGGCCGCAGGGACAGCAGGUGUCACCUGCUGUACACACACACAGGACACACACAUGUACACCCACACACACUCGCACCCCGCCAUCGACUGGCCACCCCAAAAGGCCACUGUCCCCAUUUGCCCCCUUCUUCGUUCUGCCGUGUGCUUCCUUCUCGGUGUGACUCUGAAAGCUAAGUAGCUCCUUUUUACUGUAGAAAGCCGCUGCGAUCUCUUGUUUUCUCGGCGUGUCCUUCCAGAUUAUAUAUAUAAAUACCUAUACAUAAUAUACAUAUAUAUAUAUAUAUAUGGUUUUCCAGUCCCUGCCCUUUUGAGUUCGUUCUCCCUUGCGCUCUUGUACAAGCGGUAACGUGUGGUUUCCCCUCGGAGGUGCUCUGGCCGUGCUUGCCUUUAGUUCUCUCCCAGGUUUUGUUGGGUCAGUUUGGUUUUCCUUGGUGAUUAAUUUUUUUUUUUUUUUGAAGGUUGUUUUUGUUUUUUUUAUUUCCUGGUCGUGGUGGAAUUUAAUGUUUUUCUUUCCCCCCGUCCUCUUCCUCCAGUCUGAGCACACCGUGGUUUUCUCACGGCGGCAUUGAGGCCGUGGUACUCGCACGAGACGGCAAAUUGUAAACCGGAUUUACCUAACUCGUUGCUGUAGAGAGGAUUUACUGUGUUGGAAAAGAAAAAAUACCAAGAAAAAAAAACAAAGCAAAAGCUAAUAAAGCCAGUAAGAACGUG